CACAGAACAAGGAAGCUUCAGCAGCUGAUCUGUUUGUACUAAACUCACUCAUAUAAUCUUUAAUAAUGGAAGCAGCAGAUGUUGGAAAUGUUGCUCCUGUGGAUUUACACAUUAUAACAAUAAAGAAGGAAGAAGAUGAAGAUGAAGGUUACCUCUAUGGAGGAACAUUCAACUCUGUGGAAGACUUUAACCCUGAGGGGGGACACGCUGCUCCAGUGGACCAACAGGCUGAAGGUUUUAUGAAAAAGACUAUAAAAGAAGAAGAUCCUGAGGAUGACGACAACAUAACGAACGACGACUUCUGCUGCUACUUGUGUCCAUUUUCCUGUUCGGCCCAGAUUUAUCUCUACAAGCACAUGAAGAGUUGUCACAUCACCAAAAACGAGACGCUUAUUAAAUCUGAAGAGGAUGAAGGUAAAAAUCCCAGUGAUCAGCAAACCUCCUCUGAUCCUCAAGAACAAAAACAGAAGGACAUUAACUGCUCAGAUUGUGGAAAGAGCUUUAGGUGGCAGAGUGAUCUCAAAGUUCACCAGCGCAUUCACACCGGAGAGAAGCCGUACUGCUGCUCACAGUGUGGAAAGUCCUUUAAAAAACGGGAUCAUCUCAAAAUCCACCAGCACAUUCACACUGGAGAGAAACCGUAUUGCUGUACGGAGUGUGGAAAGUGUUUCAAUCAUCACUCUCAUCUCAGAACUCACCAGCGCAUUCACACUGGAGAAAAACCCUACUGCUGUACAGAGUGUGGGAAAGCUUUUAAGCAACAGUGUCAACUAAAAAAACACCAGCGCAUUCACACUGGAGAGAGACCGUAUCAGUGCUCGGAGUGUAAGAAAUGUUUCUAUCGACAGUGUCAUCUUAAAACGCACCAGCUCAUUCACACCGGAGAGAAACUGUUUUUCUGCUCACUGUGUGGGAAGGGAUUUAUUCGACAUCAUCAUCUUAAAAUCCACCAGCGCAUUCACACCGGAGAGAAAUCCUUUUCCUGCUCUCAGUGCGGCAAGAGUUUCAAUCAGCAAUAUCACCUUAAAAUACACGAGCGCAUUCACACCGGAGAGAAACCGUUUUUCUGCUCAGAGUGUGGGAAGAGUUUCAAUCAGCAUCAUUAUCUUAAAAUCCACCAGCGCAUUCACACCGGAGAGAAGCCGUUUUUCUGCACGCAGUGCGGGAGGUGUUUCAGCGAUGGGAGCUCUUUUAAAAGGCACCAGCGCAUUCACACCGGAGAGAAGCUGUAUCAGUGCGCGCAGUGCGGGAAGAGUUUCAAACAUCAUACUUAUCUUAAAGUGCACCAGCGCAUUCACACCGGAGAGAAACCAUAUUGCUGCUCACAGUGUGGGAGGUGCUUUAAUUACCAGAGUCAUCUUAAAAGGCACCAGCACAUUCACACUAGAGAGAAACUGCCUCAGUGAUCACAGUAUGGGAAGAAUUGCAAUCCACCAGAACAUUCACACUGGAGAGAAACACAACCGUGCACGAUAUCAGAACACUUGUUGCCCUCUGCUCUACAGCUGAAGAUGGCAGGUGGGUGUUUCAACUUUCAGUAUGACAAUGACCCUGAACUCACAGCCACCAAUAUUAUGGAUCAAAGAAAGGAAGGUGAAUGUCCAUUAGGGGCCAAGUCAUACUUCUGACUUCAAUAAAAUAAAUAUAAACUGUGGAUGGACUUAAGUGUGUUAAAAUGUGUAAAUAAAAUAAAGCUGGAAAACUAAGUUUUCAGGCUGUGAGACGUCAUGUAGCUUCAUUUUUUGAUUGCAUAACACUUAUAAAAAGAAAGUCUUUAUGUCUCUAUAUGUACUUAUAUGUAUCUGAAAUGAUAAUAAAGCCUCCU
Trichomycterus rosablanca is the source of this 1825-nucleotide messenger RNA. RefSeq names its product zinc finger protein 501-like. NCBI's taxonomy places the organism in Eukaryota, Metazoa, Chordata, Actinopteri, Siluriformes, Trichomycteridae. Gene Ontology annotation, biological process: regulation of DNA-templated transcription. The transcript has 4 exons. Gene Ontology annotation, molecular function: RNA polymerase II cis-regulatory region sequence-specific DNA binding; DNA-binding transcription factor activity, RNA polymerase II-specific. Bases 66 to 1406 code for a protein of 446 amino acids. The record is from RefSeq and is a predicted model, not a curated record.